Messenger RNA from Neltuma alba, 1315 nucleotides. RefSeq names its product 28 kDa ribonucleoprotein, chloroplastic. Gene Ontology annotation, molecular function: mRNA binding. Gene Ontology annotation, biological process: chloroplast rRNA processing. Gene Ontology annotation, cellular component: chloroplast thylakoid membrane. Bases 96 to 1070 code for a protein of 324 amino acids. The record is from RefSeq and is a predicted model, not a curated record. The transcript has 4 exons. NCBI's taxonomy places the organism in Eukaryota, Viridiplantae, Streptophyta, Magnoliopsida, Fabales, Fabaceae.
UUGCCAGCAGAGUCCUUCAUUUCCUGUCCCUUAUCCUUAACCUUCUUCUAAACCCUCCCCUUCUUCUUCUUCUUCUUCUACUCAGAGAUAAAGGUAUGUCUAUCACGUCUAUACCUUCCUUGAAGACCCUAACAAUGGCGGAAUUACGCCUUCUCUCGCUGCCCUCUUUAACCUGCAACAAAUCCAAGCACCCUUUCAUCUCCAUUCCUUCUAAACCUUUUAAACUUCAGGUCUCUUGCUCCAAUUCCUCCCUCUUUCUACCAUCUCUAUCCCUCACUAGGAAAACCCGCAAUUUAUCUAUACUCACAUUUGUAGCCCAGACUUCGGACUGGGCUCAGCAGGACGACGACAACACCGUCACCAUAGAUGAAGAGGAAAGCCAAGGCGUGGAUGACGCAGAAGCUCGUCUUUCGGAUUGGGAGGUUGAGGGUGAAGGCGCAGGAGUUGAGGGUAGCGAGGGCGAAGGAGAGAGCAAUGAAGAUGAUGAAUAUUUGAAGGACGGGGAUUUUCCAGAACCCCCCGAAGAUGCAAAACUUUUUGUUGGUAAUUUGCCUUAUGAUGUUGAUAGUCAGAGAUUAGCCAUGCUUUUUGAGCAGGCCGGAACGGUGGAAAUUGCCGAGGUUAUUUAUAAUAGGAGCACUGACCAAAGUCGUGGGUUCGGAUUCGUAACGAUGAGUACAGUUGAAGAAGCAGAGAAAGCUGUCGAAAAGUUCCAUCGCUACGAUCUAGAUGGAAGACUGUUGACUGUUAACAAGGCUGCUCCAAGAGGAACAGAGCCUGAACGCCCACCCCGGGUCUUUGAACCAUCCUUUAGAGUCUAUGUAGGCAACUUGCCAUGGGAUGUCGAUAAUGAUCGCCUGGAGCAGAUUUUCAGCGAACAUGGUAAGGUUGUGAGUGCUCGGAUGGUCUAUGACAGAGAGACUGGUCGAUCUCGUGGUUUUGGCUUUGUCACAAUGUCCAGUGAAACAGAAAUGAACGAUGCCAUUGCUGCUCUUGAUGGCCAGAGUUUGGACGGGAGGGCAAUUAGAGUGAAUGUUGCUGAGGAAAGGCCAAGGCGUGGCGGCUUUUGAUUGGUGAUUAAGUAAUCGCUGGAUCAGCUGCUAUUUGGGUUCUUUUUCAUAGCUGAGAAUAAUAUAGUGCCAAUUUUCUUCCUCGAAUAUUCCCCUUUUUUGUUGUCUUGUCUUUUUGUGUCCUCUUGUUAAUUUAUUACUGCUGCUAGCCUGCUUUUUAGAUUUACAUGUCACUCUAAUUAAUUUGAUGUGCUGAUAAAUAUGAUUAAAGUUAUGAUUUGGGGUUCCAGAGAUCCUAAAGUAUA